CUUCUGUGGAGUCCAUUCUCGUUAUAUUCUACGGAAUGUAUUGUAUCAAUUGGGAUAGACAGCUUAACUCUGCUAUGCACCUGGUGUGUAGUUUACAACAACAGCCGACUGAGCAAUUACCUUUACCACAUGGACACGUUGGGCAAUCAGUAGAUUCCUUUCCAGAGCUUCUGUUGGUAUCAGGAUGGGGGUUUUAUCACCAGGUUCGUCGUCCACGCACCUGUUUUAGUACAGAGCAGUUGGAGGCUCUUGAGGAAGCAUUCAAGAAAACGCCUUAUCCAGAUGUACCAACAAGAGAACGAUUGGCUGUUUGUUUCAAUAUUCCGGAAGCCAGGAUUCAGGUUUGGUUUAAAAACAGACGUGCAAAGAUUCGCAAAGGCCAUAAGUGUGAGGUACACAGGAAUACGCCGCCAACAGGACGGCUGUAUAACAGGGAACAGAAGUUGAACUCUGAAAAGGGAAAUAACUACUCACAUUCACAUGGAGACUAUUGUUCAUCAAAGAAAUGCAGGGAGAAGCAUGUUUGUUCCUGUCACAGAGAUUUCUGUGAGCCCAAGAGGUACAUGGAGAUGCCAGCAUCAAAGACUUGUAAAAACCACAAUUAUAUAGACAUUGAUAGAUGGUUAAAUACUUGCAGAUCAGGCUACCCUGUCAUGCUGCAAUUGCCACUACACCCCUGGAAUUUGGUGGCAUCUGUACCAACUUAAUUAGUUUAUAUUAUUGCGGCCAAAUGCAUCUUGAUUAGAAUUGCAGUAUAGAACAAUAUGUUUCUGAAUACUUAGCUAGAGAUUAUUCUUGAACAAUGUUCGUUCUCUUUUUGUUUUCAUGGAAGUGAAGAAAUAUUGCUGUUUUGGGAACCAAUAGUACAGUAUGUUGUGUUAUAACUGAUUUCAAUAAAACUCUUGACCGUAUACAAACUAAA
Spea bombifrons (plains spadefoot toad) is the source of this 922-nucleotide messenger RNA. Its product is annotated as cone-rod homeobox protein-like. The record is from RefSeq and is a predicted model, not a curated record. Gene Ontology annotation, biological process: regulation of transcription by RNA polymerase II. Bases 36 to 707 code for a protein of 223 amino acids. NCBI's taxonomy places the organism in Eukaryota, Metazoa, Chordata, Amphibia, Anura, Pelobatidae. Gene Ontology annotation, molecular function: RNA polymerase II transcription regulatory region sequence-specific DNA binding; DNA-binding transcription factor activity, RNA polymerase II-specific. The transcript has 3 exons.